This is a messenger RNA of Numida meleagris (helmeted guineafowl), 3988 nucleotides long. RefSeq names its product ankyrin repeat domain 55 (gene ANKRD55). The transcript is spliced from 11 exons. NCBI's taxonomy places the organism in Eukaryota, Metazoa, Chordata, Aves, Galliformes, Numididae. The coding region runs from base 1607 to 3580 and encodes 657 amino acids. The record is from RefSeq and is a predicted model, not a curated record. Gene Ontology annotation, molecular function: protein binding.
AAAUCACACCAUCUCUGCGAUAGUUCCUCUGAUAUCACUCAUUUCUAGCUUGUAUUAUUUAUGAACAGUAAUAGCGGCAGCAGAGCGAGACUUCCAGAAGCCAAGCCUCCCCACUCCUCUCAAUACUGUUCGCUGCCAGUUGCAUGCUGUACCCUGGCUUCAGAUGUUCAACAAUUAAUCAAAGGAAGCAGAAAAAUGUCUGGAUGGCCACAUUCAUAGCCAGGUACACACAGGGUUUAUUACUUUUUUAAGCAAUCAGUAAAUCUUUAAUAUUAGAGAGUGAGUCAUGGUUUCCAGCAUCUGCUCUCAUCUGCCCAUGUGCCAAGCCCAGGAGGUGCCCACCAUUGCUGACACUGGUUACCCCAGUACAGCCAGAGUGUCUGUAUUAUUUCAGACAUCAGAGAAUGGGGAUAAGAGGAUGCUCACUGUGCUCAGUGGAGACAGACCUUUGUUUGUAAUGGUAAAUUGCAGCAAAGUGAGAUUGCAGUGUCACACUUCAGUCGCUGUCAGGGAUUCAUUGUGUUUUGGUGAAAGCAAGCAGCAUCUUCUUGGUGAAAUCACACAGUCGUCUGCAUCUGCCGAUAAGCAGUGGGGAAUCAUAUACAGCACUUGGCUACUGGGUGCAGGGCGGGAAAAUGGUACAUUUGUUUAUUUGAAAGAGGGCAGAAAAUUUUACGUAUAAAUAUUCCUUCUUCCUGCUGAACAUAAAUUAUUCUGUCAUUCAGCUUUCAGCUCUAAAAGCUCGUGAAUUUUAUCAGGGUCUAAAUCCAUCAUUGUCAAGACUGUGUACAGUCAGCUAACCUGCAGUGAAAUUAUUUGGGUCUUACAAAUCCAAUGCAGUAGAAAGCAGGCGCUUACGUACACCUAAUAGUCACUUUGUAAAAUAACAGUUUGGCCAGCAUCACAAAUUGUGUAAAGCAUAAUCUCUUCACAUGAAAGUCAGAGGAGUGUUAAUAUCAUAAUGAGUAAAAUUUCAUUGCUGUGCAUCCUGUGGUCUUUCUGUAUAUUUCUCUAUGUACCUCCUUUCAGACCAAAGGAGUUUUAUUGUAUUUGGAACAAAUGAUACGCUUUUAAAAUACUGCAGCUUAUUUCAAGUAGGUUGGCUUUCAGCUGUGAUUCUUUCUGAGAAUUUUAGCUAUGAAAGAAAGCUUCACAGCAGUUUUUCCCUACUCUUGCUCCACACACAGGCUGUGAGCUGGACUUUCUGCCUUCCUGAAGAUUGUUUUCACCAGUGGCACAACAUUUUCCAAAAUAUCGCGUAUAUAAAACAGCAGAAGUGCUCCUGGCCAUUUACAGGGCAGCAAAACAACAAAAGAAGUCUAGCUAACAUGUUUUCAGAUGGAGGCCAGGCCCCCUCACUCCUGGGAGGGUUGAGCUGAAAGAUGAUGCAACAGGAGACUGCAUCGCUUGCAGCCAGGUGCAGCUGGUGGGAAUGACACUCAGGACCUCUUGGCAUUCCCUAGUCCCUGCUGUAAGAAGCAUCAGAAGACCACACAACCAUCUUCCUCUUAUCCCCCUACCAGAGCCACACAGGUCAUGUUACAGAGACCCCGUCCCUUGAAACCGGGUCGUGCUCCAGAACUGGAAUUAGUGUCUGCCCAUUAUUAUGGCAGAUGCACCACACCUGUCACCUUGCCCUCCAGGUGAUGCAGCAGAAGAGACUGAUUUGACUGUGGUUUACCAGGCAGCAGCUAAUGGUGAUGUGAACACACUGACUGCAGUCAUUCGAGAAGAUCCCUCCAUCCUGGAGUGCUGCGACAGUGAGGGUUGCACACCUCUGAUGCAUGCUGUGUCAGGGCGCCAGGUCGAUACAGUGAAGCUUUUACUGAAGAUGGGAGCCAAUAUUAACACACAAGAUGCAUGUGGACGUACCAGUUUAUCUCUGGCAACUUAUCUGGGCUGGUUGGAAGGCUGCAUCAGCCUGCUCAGAAACGGGGCUAAGCAAAACAUACCUGAUAAAAACGGGAGGCUGCCACUACACGCUGCUACUGCAGAGCCCGAUGUGAGGCUUCUGAAUGUGCUUCUGCAGCAGUCAAAUCUUAGUGAAAUUAAUCAUCAGGAUAAUGAGGGAAUGACUUCACUCCACUGGGCUGCUUUCCACAACAGGCCUCAGCAUGCACAGACCCUGCUGCACAAGGGAGCAGACCUGACUCUGGUGGACAAAGACUUCAAAACCGCUCUGCACUGGGCUGUACAGAGUGGCAAUAGGAUUCUGUGUUCUAUCAUCCUGGACCACUACCAGGGACCAUCAAUAAUAAACUAUGAUGACGAGAAUGGCAAAACUUGUAUGCACAUUGCUGCUGCUGCAGGCUACAGUGAUAUUAUCAGCGAGCUGGCUAAAGUCCCAGAGUGCAACCUGCAGGCCCUUGAUGUAGAUGACAGGACACCUUUACACUGGGCUGCAGCUGCAGGGAAAGCUGACUGUGUGCAGACACUUCUAGAGCUGGGGAUAGACAGCAGCCCUCGAGACAUCAAUGAAAACACUCCUCUGACAUAUGCAAUGUACUGUGGUCACACUGCGUGCAUUAAGCUGCUGUCUCAGGAGAACAGUAGAUCUGAGUUAGUUCAUCAGUUUCCCUCUCAGAACAACAAACUCCUUAAGAAAGAAGGAAGAUUCAGUAUGCUGAACCACAUCUUCUCCUGCAAAAAGAAGAAAGAGAACCAGAAAACCAUUCAGAAAGACAAAAGCAGAGACCAAUAUACUACAGAGGAGACCUCAGAAGUAGAUGACAUCAUCACCACUUUUGAUUGCAUUAUGGACACAAGCUGCAAAGACAUUCCAGAUGAGCGUGUGACCACUACUGACUUUAAAAGAACGACCACAGACACAAAGUACCUCAUGCCAGAAAAGAAGCCAGCAGAAUAUCAUGGACUUCUGCCCAUCAGAACCCAGAGCCUCCCCCCAAUCACUGCAGGCAGUUCCUUCCUAACUGCUUCCCAGAGCACAACAUCAAGCAUGUCCUCCAGCACCAGCACCCACUAUUUUGCACACAAGUCUCAAAAGAGUAGGAGCGAACAUGACUUGCUGGAUCACAGAAGCAGCUGCCAGGCUUUGGUGGAUAACCCUUGGAAUACAAAACCUAACCAAAUACUCUCCUACAAAGCCUGUACUAGAACUCCUUCAGACAAAGCGAUAAAUGGCUUAAACUCUGAUAGAUCUCACCAUGUGCUUUUGUGCCCUCCCCACCUUCCCUCACUUCCUAGUUCUCCAUCAGGUAAAAAUUUUCAGAAGAUAUCCACAGACCAACCCAAAAUAAAAGAACUUACUCCUGUGCGGAACAGCCUGGCUCCUCUACCCAACCACUGCGCUCACAGAUUUCAACUACCAUCUCAGGGUGCUAAGAAGUUUAAAUCCCUGCCUUUAAAUUCCCUACGGACUGGAGCAGUUAUUCUCCCACCAGCACCAUCAUCCAGAUCUCAGAAAAGGGGACAUUCUCACAAUCACUUGCUAUAUUCUUUCUUGCCUGAUCUAUCAGGAGAGCCUCUGAAACCAAGCCGUGUCCUCCCUGCUAUCCCAAGCCAAAAGAAAUCCAGUCCUGCAGAACAGCUUGAGAAAAUCCCUCACCAAACUGAAAAUUAACUCAUUGCACUGGCCUCAAGCACAUCGGCUGAAAUAUAUCCCAGAGCUUGUUACAAGAUAAGUAUACAGUAAAAACUCAUUAAUUUGCUCUAAUGAUGCUCUUGUAAGCUGGAGUGUAAGUGAACAGAAACAAAGAAAAGAAAGGAUGGAACAUAAUAAAAGCUGCACAGUGUAUUUGGAUAGGCAUUUUCAUUAUAGUUUUCAUUUCUGAUGGAAAUACUAAGUAUUUAAUGUGCUGUAAAUCUAUUUUGUGAAUGAGAUCUUCAUAACAUGAAAUGUUGUUGCAGCAUUGCACUGUUAAGCCCUCCAUCAAAAACAGGAAGAAAGAGUAAGAUUUUCUGUGUAAUUUACAUUUCAGAAUUAAAGAAACACAAAUUGAUGGGGAUUCUCUAUACUUUGUAAAGGUGC